Onychomys torridus (southern grasshopper mouse) is the source of this 666-nucleotide messenger RNA. RefSeq names its product T-cell-interacting, activating receptor on myeloid cells protein 1-like. The record is from RefSeq and is a predicted model, not a curated record. Bases 1 to 666 code for a protein of 221 amino acids. The transcript is spliced from 5 exons. Gene Ontology annotation, cellular component: plasma membrane. Lineage: Eukaryota; Metazoa; Chordata; Mammalia; Rodentia; Cricetidae.
AUGAUCCCUAGGCUCCUUUCCCUUCUCUGCCUCCGGCUGUGUGUUGGGCAAUCAGACAUUCCGGACAAUGGGCCACCUCCCAAGCCCAGCCUCAGCGCCUGGCCCAGCUCAGUGCUUCCCACCAAAAGCAGUGUGACAAUGCGAUGUAGGAGCCCUGCUCCAAGUGAAUACUUCAUCUUCAAAAAGGACGGUUUUGUUUUGGAUUCUGGGAAACCAUAUGAUUUGACAAAGAAGAUGGCUGAGUUUCAUAUCGCUGAGUUACAGCAGAAUGAUGGAGGAUAUUACACCUGUGAAUCCUACAGCAAAUGGCCCAAUGGCACCCGGACACAGCCCAGUGAUGCCCUUCUCCUAUUGGUCACAGGGUACUUGCUUAAGCCUUCCCUCCAAGCCUACCACAGGGGCACAGUGCCUGCAGGAAGCCAGGUGAUAUUGCAGUGCCAGAAAGCAGGCAGUGUGCUCAGACCAAUAAGGUUUGCAUUGCUGAAGGAGGGACGCUCAGCUCCUGUGCAGAUGAGGAGCUCAACAGGAACGGUGCUUGACUUCUCUCUUCUGGACGUGACAGCCAGAGACUCAGGGAAAUACAGCUGUGUGUACUACCAGGCAAAGGCUCCCUAUCGGGCCUCAGACCCCAGCAAUCCCCUUGAGGUCUCUGUGACAGUUCAGUGA